Neltuma alba is the source of this 3596-nucleotide messenger RNA. RefSeq names its product pentatricopeptide repeat-containing protein At4g26680, mitochondrial-like. The coding region runs from base 543 to 2177 and encodes 544 amino acids. Gene Ontology annotation, molecular function: mRNA binding; protein binding. The record is from RefSeq and is a predicted model, not a curated record. Lineage: Eukaryota; Viridiplantae; Streptophyta; Magnoliopsida; Fabales; Fabaceae. The transcript is spliced from 2 exons.
CACACUCCUUCGACGGCGCCGCCCGUAGCAGCUGGAAGAAUUUUGGCCUUAGCCUCCUACGGCGGAAGUCGAGCAGCUCCAGUGUUCAAGUGAUGGCAUCUUACUUCUCUCUUCUGGUGAUCAGGGCUCUACCUUUCUUCAACGAGAAAAUUAGUAUCCAUGAAGGUCUAUGCAAUGCCUCUAUAUACCGCACCACCAAAAAUUGAUUCCAGAUUGAGUUAGAUUCUUUACACAAGUUGCAGAGGACCUUUUCUUUUUCAAUUCCACGCUGCUGAGGACUUUCUUCGUAAUAAGUUCUGUUUCAGAGGAAGCGCGUUGGGAACCAUUCUUUGGUAAUUGACUAAGGUUCAUCGUUGAGUAUGUGUGCCACUUUUUCUCCUGGAGAAUGCUUGAGCACAUCAAUUUAUCUGAACUUUAUCUUCCCUUCCUCUAUUUGCUACAUUGGAGGAAAAUUUUCGUGAGCAACAUUGAUUUUGUUAGAACAAAUCUCUUUUAUCGUCCGUUGGGGAAAUAGAUCAUUUGUUUACACAAUCUAGAAAGCAAUGAAAAAGAUUUCAUUUCGUCAAUUUUCAGCUUUAAUUGAUCCAUCAGCUGGCAAUCGCAUUUCCAUUGAAUCUUCAAUUCCUCACAAACCGAAUAUAAGAGUUUCAAGCCCAUUCCCUAUCCCUCAUCGAACAAUACCUGAACCCAAAGGACAGGAUCUUGAUUUUGUAAAUGUAGCUCACAGCCACCUAAUUAACUCAGACUGGGCCAAACUAAACUUAUUAUCAUCUGGUCUAACAGGUUUCAGGGUUAAGCAUGUUCUGCUAAAAAUUCAAAGAGACCAUGUACUCUCACUUGAGUUUUUCAAUUGGGUUAAAAGUCAUAAGUCUGACUCGCUUACCCUUGAAACCUAUUCCAUACUUGUCCAUAUUCUCACCAAAAAUCACAAGUUUAAAUCUGCUGAAUCCAUUUUGCGCAAUAUUCUUGCUUCAAAUGUCUUAGAUUUGCCUUCUAAACUAUUUGAAGCAUUACUGUAUUCCUACCGUAUAUGUGAUUCUUCACCUAGGGCUUUUGACUCUCUUUUCAAGACUUUUGCUCAUAUGAAGAAGUGCAGAAAUGCAACUGACACUUUUUGCCGGAUGAAGGAGUAUGGGUUUUUCCCUACUGUUGAGUCAUGCAAUGCAUAUUUAAGCUCUUUGCUUAAAUUGCAUAGAGCAGAUAUAGUUUUGUCCUUCUAUAAUGCAAUGCUUCGUAAUCGCAUUUCACCAAAUGUUUAUACAGUCAAUAUGGUCAUGUGUGCCUAUUGUAAAUUGGGAAAGCUACAGGAGGCUGUUGAAAUGUUAGAGACGAUGGAGAGCAGGGGUUUAAGUCCAAAUAUUGCUUCAUAUAAUGUACUGAUUUCAGGAUACUGUAACAAGGGUCUUCUAGUUUUGGCCAUGAAGAUUAAAUGCUUGAUGGAGAAGAAUGGGGUCCAGCCUGGAGUGGUCACAUUUAACACACUUAUCAAUGGAUUUUGUAAGGAGGGUAAACUACAUGAAGCAAAUAAAAUCUUCACUGAGAUGAAGGCCAAUAAUGUAUCUCCUACUAUUGUAACCUAUAAUACUUUGAUAAAGGGAUAUAGUCAAAUUGGUGACAUUGAGCUGAGCAGUCAACUUUAUGAGGAAAUGUCAAGAAAUCAGGUUAAACCUGAUAUUUUGACUUAUAAUGCUUUGAUUUGGGGAUUAUGCAAGGAAGGUAUGACAAAGAAAGCUGCAUAUCUAGUCAAGGACCUUGAGAAGGAGAACCUGGUCCCAAAUGCUUCUACCUUUUCUGCUCUUAUUACUGGCCAGUGUAUGAAAAAGAACUCUGAGCGUGCCUUUCAACUUUAUAAAAGUAUGAUAAGGAGUAAUUGCCAUCCAAAUGAGCACACUUUCGAAAUGUUGAUAUCUACCUUCUGCGAAAAUGAAGACUUUGAUGGAGCCAUCCAAGUCAUGAGAGACAUGAUGGGGAGAUGCAUGACUCCUGAUUCUAGUAUUUUGUCUGAGCUCUGCUGUGGACUUUGCAAGUGUGGAAAAAAUAAAAUUGCAUCAAUAUUAUGUGAUGACUUGGAAGCUAGGCAUCUGUUGCCCAGAGGAUUUGACAAAGUGAAAAUUAUGAGCACCCCUGUAGAGAAUGACAAACAAUUGAUGCUGCGGUAUCAGGGAAAAAAAGAAUGACAAACAACUUAGCUUGUGAGUUUCUAUGCCCAUAAGCAUGUAUGUUUUAUGAAUCUUAAAGCUGUCCAUUACAUGGAUGUCUGAUUGGAACAACAUCUCUUACGCUGCAUGCUUCAAUGUAAGAAAUGUUCGUUGAAUCAUCUAUGAUCUUAUUAUUCUGGUAACAAUAGGUCCCUUGUUAUUCCUUAGUUGAUAAUUUUUGCUUAUGAUGAAUGGGGAGGCAUGUAUCGUGGCAUAUGCAAGUUACCAUGCAUUUGCUUCAUUUUCCAUUCUUGAAGUAGAGGAGUCAAUAGACCCAAAGAUCACUGUUGAACAUGAUUGCAUUAACUAAUUAUUUUCUCUGAUGUCCAUUGACAGCCAAAGAAGUACCUUGAAAAAAAGGUGGAAAUUGGUUGCAUUUCCUAAUGAGAAUACUCCCUUGCCUAGGACUGAAUACUUGCCGAUCCCAUAAGGUCCCUUCUAGAAACUUUGUAUGCACAUUAUACUGGUAUUUCGGGUUUGGUUUCUGAUUUUAGUACUCAGCAGAUUUAUAGUCGCACAAUAGCUUAUUUGUUUGAUGUUAUCGCAUGCAGGUGUGGACCAAAAUGACACCUUAAAUAUCACUUGACAUUAACAUAGAUGGUUUGGAUGAAUGCACUAUCCUCAACUUAUGAUAUGUAGUAGUUUUUGGAAUCAUGGGACUAGUUUAGUAUUUUAGCUUAGGACAAAAUUAAGUGAACCUUAUGAGUCUGCUAACGAGUUGUCAAAAUAAUGUGCAGAGAAACUUUUUUAAUUCAUUUAAUUAGACAUAUUUGUAUGUGAUAUAUUUAUGAAAUGAAAUUAGCAAACAUAUCUUAGAGUGUUUCUUGUCUUUUAUCUUAUUAUUUGUGAAAUCCCUCCUUUAUGAUUAUUGACGGUUCAUUUACAUUUGAAUUUUGAUUCCAUCACGGGUUUUGCUCAAGGUAAAUUCUAGUUCAAUUGAAAGUGAUUCUCUUUCGGGCCUUCGCACGAGGCAGCGACACUUGAACUAGUUUAACGACAAGCCCAGAUCAUCAGCAGUCACAAAUUGAUUCAUAUUAUACAGUUAGAGAGAUGGAUGGGGAAAAAUGUAAAGAGAAGCAAGUUUCAUAAACGGUCCUGUUAUCAUGUGUCUUUCUCUUCUUGAAUAUAUGCUAAUGUACAACAGCUGAGGAUCUAAUAUUGACUUAUCAGCUCUGCGGCCUCCUCAGCUGCGAUAAACUAGAAGUUGCUGAUCCAGUUGCUAACGAGUGCAGGCAUCUUUAUGCGAUCCUUUGGUGUUUAUAGGUGUUCCUUUGUUUAAUGGGUGCUUAUGGACGGGGUCUUCUAUAUGGAAGUGCUAUAUUAUUUACAGAUAGCCUCAUUGUCUGUAAAUAGACAAAGGAUAUGAACAUAUUCAAAUAAAAUAUUUAAUUUGUAAAA